UCGCGGAGCUUGGUAGUGGUGGGUCGUACGGAUUAUUCUCUGGAUUUAACUUUUGGAUUAUUCAUCUGCCAGAUAAUGUUGUGAAUGUUGAACCUGAAAAAUAGUUGAUAAAGAAAUGGAGUAGUGAGAAAGUAGCCAGGUAGUGAUUAUCGCCACGAAAAUGUGCGAGCGGCCACCAUCGUUGAAGAGACUGUCUGGGGACGGGAACGUUGCUCUCUUAACUUGCUUGUGACGAGAAUGCUCCGGAACAACCAAGCCUACACAGCUCCUCAACUUUUAUUAAACACUCACAUACAUGGACGCAUGCGGGAAGGGGAGGAGGACAGUUGAUGUGAAUACUAAGCUACCCAGAGCCCGGGUGUUGUUAUAAGGAUGACGGCCCCACUGCGAAGAGUCAAGCUGACAGAGCUCAACGCCCACUUGGUGUGUGUACUGUGCUCGGGAUAUUUUGUUGAUGCCACCACCAUUAUUGAGUGCCUGCACACCUUUUGCAAGACAUGCAUCGUGCGCUACCUGCAAACCUCGUCUUUCUGUCCCAUCUGUGAUGUGCAGGUUCACAAAACUAAACCGCUUUUGUCUCUGCGUGAGGACCGGACUCUACAGGAUGUUGUCUUCAAACUGGUGCCUGGCUUGUUUCACUCUGAAAUGAACAGACGGUUCUGUUUUUAUAAAGAACAUCCAGAAGCUGGCGGGGACAAAACUGAGCAAAGCUUGAGAGAACGGCAGCACUUCUUCCACGUGGACGACCAGAUCUCCUUGUCCCUGGAGCACCUGCCUGCGCCCCCCGCCCUAACCCACUCCCUUCUUCAUUCCCAUGUCAUGAAACCUCUCAAGGUCAGUAAUGGCCAGUUAGAGAAACAAAAGGUGGGGGAUGAAGAAAAGGAGGGAAUAACAGGAGCGAAGGAGGAAAUUAAGAAGGAGGAAGGUGGCGAAGAGCGAGAGGUGAAUGGUGUUAAGGUGGCACACAAAAGGUACCUAAGGUGUCCAGCAGCCGUGCAAGUGUCACAUUUGGAGAAGUUCAUCCGACUAAAGUAUAGCCUGGCGGCCAUCACUCAUAAGGUAGAUAUUAUGCAUGGUGGCGACUGCUUGAUGGGUGAAUUAACACUGCUGGAUGUUGUAUACAUGUAUAAGUGGACGGAGGAAGCUCCUCUCCGUCUGAUGUACACUGUUACUGCUAUCCCUCAAUCCCGCAAGAGACCCAGGCCAAAUGGUACGCGAGCACCAGGUAUUGCUGAUCCUGAUGUUCCACCUGCAAAGAUUCCAAGAACUCAGUCACCCAGUGUUAACCAGACAUCCCACCUCCAGGUGUCACCACAUACACCAAAAGGGCAGGAUGCUUCAAGGGACCAGAGUGAGCGCCCAUCACUUACUAUUGCCGAUGGUGAUGACAUGAAAAUGGAAGUAGAUAAGCUUGAUCAAGAUCAGCUUUCAGAAAGUACUUCUAAUGCAGUUAUUGAUAAAACCAUCAGUGUGCCGAGUGUAAUGCCAACAGCUGAUUCCGUGUGUCCUCAGACUCCUUCCACCGUCUCUAACACCAGUCUUGUUAGUAAUAGUGGCAGUAGCACCAAUAAGGUCAAGCCAUUAACUGGCUCUGCUCCUGUCAGGGGUCGACCAGCUCUUACAACCACCACUUCAGCUACAACAACACCAAGAGUGGCCUUGACACGCAUCUCCACACCAGUAACUCCUGUCUCAAGUACUGCCGUCUCUGUUCAAGUGUCUGAACCUAUAAUAACCUCGCAUGCCACUGUAACACCACCCAUUACCAUGACUAAUAUCACUACAACUACCUCUCACAAUAGUCUUGGUUUUGCACCGGUAAAUGCAAGGAUGCAUAUGUCACACUCUUCUGCAAAUAGCAUUACAGAGGCUGCACUUAAGCCAGUGCGUGCUUUGGGACCAUACAUCAACAAAAUGCCACAGCCAAUCAUUCCUACACGUCCUCGAUUGGGUCGCCCACCAAACUCAUCUCGAAUAAAUGCUGCAACCAUGAAGCCACCAGCUCCGAGAUUGGGUGAUGUACGCAAUAUUCGCCCAACACUGCCAGGUGGCAAGAAAAUGUCUCCAACUGGUGUGAGCUGCCGGGGAAACCAAACGGUUUCGGCAAGUCUUAAUGUACAGAGCCGCUUGAGCAGUAUUAGUGGACCGCCUGUUAAACUUGGUGCUACAAAAGUUUCAGUUAAAAGGUCAUGUGACGUCAUUAAAGAUAUUGGACAGACUCCAAGCCAACCACACGAACAGGUAACGAACCCUCCACUUUCAUUUUCCUUGCCAACUAAUACAUCAACAACAAUAGGCUGUCAGGCAACCCUGUGCCUCUCGGACAACCUCACUACUCAAUCAAUUCCUUCUAACAGUCCACCCACUACAUCAACUAACCACAAUCUGGAAACAACUUUAGACACAAUUGACAUGCAAGCUAUACAGAUGACUCCUAAUACCCAGGUGGUGCAGCAAACUGUCAAAGUUCAGGCAUGCCAGGAACCUCUGGAAACCCAAGCUGCUCAGAGGCUGCAAGAUAAAGUCAACAAAAGUCCUAAUCAGUCCACUCAAAGACCUGGCUCUCAACCCAAUCAGCGACCUAAUUCCCAAUCCAAUCAACCAUCAUCCAGCACAAAGGCUAAUCAGCGCCCUCAAGACUCCCAAAUUAAUCAAAGGCCCUCCACUACUGAAACCAAUCAACAUUCUCCUGGCACUCAAAGUCAGCGGCCUCUUGGCACUCAGGCCAGUCAGCGACAAACUUCUAAUCAGCAACCCACAACCAUUAAUAAUCAGCGUCCUGUUACCAGUGCUAGUCAGCAUCCUGCUACCAAUGCCAGCCAACGGCCUGCUACCAAUACCAGCCAACGGCCUGCUACCAAUGCCAGCCAACGACCAGCUACCAAUGCCAGUCAACGACCAAAUACCAAUGCUAAUCAACGACCAGCUACCAAUCCCAAUUUACGACCAGGUGGUACCAAUGCCAAUCAGCAAGCUGGUACCAAUAGCAAUAAAAAAACUACUACCAAUACUACUCAGCAAUCUUGUAGUACCCAACCCAGUCAAGAGUGUCAGAGUACCCAAGGUAAUCAACAAUCUCCCAGUGGCCAAACUAACCAACUACUCUCUGGCACACAAGUGACUGAGCAGCCUUCCACUACCCAGGCCAGUCAGAGAGUAUCAGGUACUCAAAAUACUCAGAGCUCCCCAAUUGGCAAUACAAUGAAAAGGCCGAUUAAUCAUGUAAACCAGCGACUAACCAAUAGCAUCAGUGCCCAGCGACCACGAACAUCGGUUCAACAUCCAUCUGUAAACUCGGUUUCCCAACGGUCAACAUCCGUAACUUCAUGCCCUCCCAGUCCAGCACCCCACCGAGAACUCAGUAGUCCAGCAUCUCACCGAGAACCCAGUAGUCCAGCACCCCACCUAGAACCCAGUAGUCCAGCACCCCACCUAGAACCCAGUAGUCCAGCACCCCACCUAGAACCCAGUAGUCCAGCACCCCACCGAGAACCCAGUAGUCCAGCACCCCACCGAGAACCCAGUAGUCCAGCACCCUACCGAGAACCCAGUAGUCCAGCACCUCAUAGAGAACCCAGUAGUCCAGCACCCUACCGAGAACCCAGUAGUCCAGCACCUCAUAGAGAACCCAGUAGUCCAGCACCCCACCGACAACCAAUUAGUAGUCCAGCACCCCACCGACAACCAAGUAGUAGUCCAGCACCACACCGACAGUCUGGAAGCACCACACCACGUCCACAGAAUACGAUAUCAACAUCUCCAGUUGCUGGACCCACACCAAAAGCAACUCCAUCACCCAGAACCACAUCAUCACCUUCAACAUCCACUGUCUCGUUAACAGUCGGUAAUAAGGAGACCAUACCAGUUUCAACUUUGGCAAAUUCGGGUUAUGUUGCAGGGUCUAGCAAAUCAAAUAGUAUGCAAAGUGGAAAAUCAAAUGGAUCAAAGUCCAGUAUGGCAUUUUCACAAGCACGCUCUGCACAUCCACUUGGUAACUCCAAUGUCAAAAGUGCACCUUCAAAAAGUCAGUCUACCGCAGGAGUGAAAGGUUCACCUAAGUCACCAGGACGUGGACGUGGUAGUUCUGGGACCCCUAAUAUUCUUAGCAUAGCUCAGUCCUUAGCCAGUCGACAGUUACAGCAGCGUACCUCAACAUCCACAAGUACCACCACCACAACCAAUGUAUCUGCAGCACAAGUUGGCACACACCAAGCUUACACAAGUGCAGCCCUUAACACUAAUGUAUAUCCGAACGCAAUUGGUGGUGGACUAGUCUCGCCUGCAUUAGCAGCCUAUAUGGCCUCAGCAUAUGGUGAUCCUUCUGCUCUUACUGACGUAACUGCUAUGAGAAAUCUGAUCACACUUAGCCAGACAGCUGCUUGCAUUCGGGAAUUUAACCUUGCUGCCAUGGUUAAAGCAGCAGAAACGCUUCCUCGUCCCUCUGAUCCCACCCCUAUUGACCUUUCACCCACAUCAAAGGCUGCCCCUCAGACCCCACUUACUAAUGGUCGGACUCACACCGCCACUGCGCAUGUGCCUACGAACACAAGAACAGUGGCUUCCCACACUUCCAAAUCUCCAUCAUCUAAAGGUCAACGAUCAACUGACACGAUUGCCUCAACAACUAUAUCACCCCCAACACCCGAAGUCACCAUCACCAAGCUUCCUAAUACUCCUGCAUCCACCUCUGCAACUGGAUCAGGAAAGGGCACCCUUGGAUCAACGAAACUUGGUCCCACUAACACCAAUACUGUCUCCAUCACUAAGCGACCAGCAUCCAGUAACCGGAUCGCUGUUGCAAAGUCUCCUGCCAACGCCUCGGUUAGACAAAUUCCUAACCCUUCCUUUUUACGACACCAGUCCGAGGCACGCAACAACAAUAAUGUCGCAAAAGCUACAUCUCUCUCAUCUGCCUCCAGUUCUCAGGCCAUGACAACCAGUUCAUCCAAAGCGCAUUCAUCAACCAAACAGUCAACAUCUAGUGGACGAAUCACUGGGAAUUCUCCUCUCAAGGAAACGGGUCCAUUACCAGAGACAUCAUCUAUACUAAAAAUUGAACAUCUUACUAGGUCACUGGCUGCACCUGGUUCACAAGCAUAUAGGUUUUUUAAUGAUAGAUAGGGAAAUAUGAGAGUAAAUGAAAUAUUUUCAUUUUAGGGAUUAAAAUCCUCAACUACAAACGGACCUGUAUUAACGAUGACUUGUUCUUACUGAUAUAGACAAUCACUUUAUAACCAGAUAGUGAAAUAAUGAAAAUUACCAAAUGUUGUGUAAAUUAAAAAAAAACUUAUAAAAGUAGUGCAGUAACCCAGUGCCUUGUUUUCUGAUGUAUCCUGAAAAUUACUUUACUUACGAAUAGAAAGCAGACGGGUGUGUAUUGCAGAUUGUCAAACUGGAAUCCUAAAAUCAGAUGAAACACAAAAACAUAUGGAAGAGUAAGUGGCAACAAUUAUUAAAUUCAAAUAAAAUUUGAGAUGUUCGGUGAUGAAAUAACUGUUAAAUAUUUUAGUGAUGAACGAGUACGCACAUGCAUUGUCUUGUGGAGUCUUGUCAGUUUAUGGCUCGUGCAUUGAAAUGUAAGAACAACGUUUUAACGGACAUAAUUGAAUUCUUGUCACACUCGUAAAUCACUUAUUGAAUUUUUAUGUCCGUUGAUUAGACAGCUGUAGCCUGUACGCUAAUGGGCAUAUAUAUAAUGCAUUAUAUGUAUCAAACUGAAAGACGAGGAGUCACAAUAAUAUGGCUGAAAUACAUUGUUCAAACCACACACUAGAAAGUGAAGUGACGAUGACGUUUCGGUCCGCCCUGGACCAUUCUCAAGUCGAUUUCUCAAAAAAUCAACUUGAGAAUGGUCCAGGACGGACCGAAACGUCGUCCCUGCACUUUUUAGUGUGUGGUUUGGCCAACAUAUCAAACUGGAACCGUAAAAUCAGAGAUAUAUAAUAUAUAUUAUGUGUGAGUGUCUAUUUGAUAAAAGUGAUCACAUGCACAAUAUUUCUCAUUGACUGAUUUACAUAUCACAAGUGUGGUGGGCCUGACAGUGUAGCUGCUUAUCUAGCCUUGCUGGCCACAGUCACUACACAGCCAAAGUUUUAAACAUUAUCAUAUUUUUUUAAACUUUGCGUGCAAACAAGUAAUAUUCCAAGUUAGAAAAUCAAUAUUAUUUACAAUUUGGUUAAUAAAGAAGGGAAAUGUAUUAUUCAGGUCCAUAGUCGUAAAUUUCUCUUUGAAAACUCUUGUCCACAUUUGUAAAGAUGUUUUGUAAAAAAAUAUAUAUAUAUACAGUAUAUAUAUCAGAGUUAGAUAUUUUGUUUUUCGGUGAGUAAAUGAUAGUCAUGGAAAUAACAAGUUCAUACAGCUUGUUAUAGAUUCAUAUAUUUAUAUAUAUGUAUGUAUGUAGGUGUGUAUUUACAUUUCUAAUGGUAAUGUAAGGAUGGUGAAUGUGUCAUAUUAUGUAACUUGUACAUACAAGUUUUUAUUGUAUAUAUGGAGGGUUAUGUAAAUAAAUUUUAAAUACAAAAA
Molecule: messenger RNA, 6522 nt
Organism: Procambarus clarkii (red swamp crayfish)
Lineage: Eukaryota; Metazoa; Arthropoda; Malacostraca; Decapoda; Cambaridae
Source: RefSeq, a predicted model, not a curated record